ACAGCUCCACCUGAACACUGAGCUUCACUCUGCCGUCGCUGUCGGACGUUCAAGUUUCACUGCUGCAGCUUCGGCCCUCCUUCUCUCCUGCUUCAGUCGGAGCGACAAUCAGCGAUGAAGAAACUUUCUGCUGUGAUUUCCUGUGUGCUGCUGACGGCCACAGCAGUGACGGCGCAGGCAGGUCAGUCGAAGGCCAGCGACCGCCCGCUGCCUCAGUGGCUCACCGGCAUCAUCGCCGUCUCCGGCUUCCUCUUCCUCGCCUUCAUCUCCAUCCUGGUGAAAAAGGCCUGGUGUGAUUCCAGCAGGGAGCACGUCUCUGUGGACUCAGACAAACAAAAUGAAUUCGUCAUGACCAACAGAGACGCCUACGACACUCAGCUGAGCGCCGUCAGGAGCCAAGAAUACAAAAAUGCCUACGAGAACCUGGUGAUUGACAGCACUGAUGACAAAGUCACCGCCAUGUGACCUUGUGCUCUGAUCCUAUUGGCUGCCUGAACGUGGUCGUCACAAACUGGAGGAACACAAAACACACACAGAGAAAUCUUUUCAUAAAGUCGUACAUUUACACAUGAUGCUGUCUCACAUGUGUUUGUUUCGUUGUACCUGUUGACUGAGGCGGGCGGAGCUUACUUCAGAUGUCAUCCAUGUUGAUUAUACUUAAUAUUUGCUGUGACGGAUCCUUUGUGUUCUUCUUUAGAGGAGUUGUGAGAUGAAGUAGAUCAGAUGAAUCUGUAUUUUCCUGUGACAUGUUCAGUAAACACGAGGAAACGCA
Acanthopagrus latus (yellowfin seabream) is the source of this 772-nucleotide messenger RNA. It is a transcript of the gene pdzk1ip1, whose product is annotated as PDZK1 interacting protein 1. The transcript has 4 exons. The coding region runs from base 115 to 465 and encodes 116 amino acids. The record is from RefSeq and is a predicted model, not a curated record. Lineage: Eukaryota; Metazoa; Chordata; Actinopteri; Spariformes; Sparidae.